AACCUUGGUUUAAAAUUCGCUCUAAAUUCUGUUCCUUUUAAAUAAUUGACCGUAAUUUUAACCACCGUUAUGCUCAUACGCAAAAGGACGUAAUGACGAUCUGUGACAAGUUGGCUUUUACUCGUAACCCAACUUUCUUUACAUUCUGAAAAACGAAUGGCGAAUAAUAAAUAACUCGGAGCCUUUUCACUCCGUCACUUAAGCAAGGAUGUCGGGACAGAGCGGAGGAUACCGAUUACAUUUAUCAACUUUAAACGAGCAGCUAACUUGUAAACUAUGUGGAGGGUACUUUAUUGAUGCUACAACGAUCAUCGAAUGUCUUCACUCAUUUUGCCGUAGCUGUAUCAUUAAAUAUUUGGAGAGUAACAAGUACUGUCCCAUUUGCGAGGUACAGGUUCACAAAAGCAAACCACUUCUGAAUAUACGGCCUGAUCACACACUACAGGAUAUCGUUUACAAACUCGUUCCUGGCUGCUAUCAAAAUGAAAUGCGAUGCCGUCGCGAGUUUUAUAACAAAUUCCCUGAUGCUAAGUUGCAAGUUAGCUCUCCAGAAUCCAGGGGUGAACCGAUCGAAUCUCAUAUAUAUUCCCUAGAUGAGUCGCUUAGCUUAUCAUUGGAGUAUUACAUCCCUAGCCCAAAAGAUCAAGUUGAAAGUGAUAAGGAAUCGACGGCCAAGUCUUUACCUAGAAGAUAUUUGAGGUGUCCGGCGGCUGUGACUGUUUUUCAUCUACAAAAAUUAAUAAGAGCAAAAUAUGGGCUCAGCGAUGCUCACAGAGUUGAUAUUAUGUACAAAGAAGAACCUCUAUACGGCAACUACACCUUGAUGGAUGUCAUGUACAUAUAUCACUGGAGACGAAAAGUGCCAUUGCAUCUUAGCUACAGGAUAUUUGAGUCUUCGCCGAAGCGUUUGAAGCUGUCAGAAGAUAAUCACGUGUAUGAACAAAUUUUAUCAAAUACCAGAGUAGAUUUAAACGAAAUGAAGACCGAACAACAGCCUGAAAAACGCGAGUGGAAAGAGGUGCAAUUAAAAAUUUCGGAAACAGGAGUAAUGAGCGUCACGGACAUAUCUUCUUUCGAUAAAAAAAGUAUCAACAACGGUGGCACAAACUCAGAAAAAGCCAUUACGCUUGAUAAAGGAACUACCAGAGUCGAAAAAAUUGACAAGGUUGAAAAAGUGGACAAGAAUGAAGCCACGGUGUUGGAACCUUUGAUCCAAAAAGAGGAAAGUGCAAAGUGUAUCGUCGGAACCACCCAAAAUACGCAAGCAACUAACUCAGAUGCUCCAAGAAUUACCAGAAAUGUUGUGCUCUCACAAGAAGCAAAAAGAUUCAGUAUUGAGCAGAAUAAAAGUGGAGGUAACUCAGAUACUAAAAAAGCAGAUUCCCCGCCAAUUCUAGCUAUCGAUACAUUGAAAGCUGUAACACGGUCCGAUACAGGAAGUGAAAGUCUGGCGAGUCACCCCCAAAAGUCCAGCAGUCAGAACAAGGUUAAAAGCAAUUCAGCCCAAGAUUCAAAUCAAGAAAAAAUUAAACAAGAGUGCAGCAUUACUAGCAUAAAAAGAGUCAACACGAAUAAUAAUUUGGUAAAUACCGAUUCAAAAGCUGAAAGUCAAAAAGAAAAUUCCAAAAACGUUGGAAAAGAAACGAAAAGUGCCUCAACGAGUGCCGAGGCUAAGCAGAAUGUGCUUCCCUUUCAGCCGAAGGUUGGACAGGUGAAUAAUACCUACUCCAAAAAAAUCACUAAGGAAAAGAAAACCCUAUCGAUCAGUUCUAGGAAGUUAGACUCAAAAUAUACUCAGGAACAACCAAAAAUUGACGCAAAACCUAUGCCGCAUUUUGCCAAUACAAGAUCUCAAGUCACAUCUACAGUUUCAUCCACUAAACUGGCAACCUCAGUGGUCUCCUCACCUCAGUCAACGACUAUGUCAACUCAAACUAUGAACACAUUUCCCAGCGUGCCUCAAGGCAGCUGCUUGUUUGUCUCAGCUCCGCACAUGACGACUUGCGUUUUAACAAACUCCACAGUAGUAUCCAGUGCCCAAAACCCUCCAUCCAUCAACAAGACUAUCCCGCUCACUUCUCAGAACUUUGACUGCAAACCACAACCCACAAAGGUAGCCAAUCAGAAGUCCAGCGGUACAACUACUGCAAAGUCUGACAUUGUGAGUCAGAAAGUACCUUUGGCUAAAAAUAAUAACAAUAAUCCAACAUCCUCUGCUCAGAGUUUGGCUUCAAUCGGGCUGAAUGUUUCUACAGCAAUGCCUAGCAUGAUGGAGACAAAUUCCAACCUUUCUUUCCCUAUGCAGAAUUUGAACAGCACCUCCCAGGCCAAGAGCGAAAAUAAUGUGACCAACCUGAAGAGCAUUAGUCCCACUGAGAGGCAAAAUACCAAUACAUCAGAUGUGCAGACUGGAACGCAGAACCCUUCGGUGAGCAUUUAUUCUUUACCAACAUCUACGACGAAUACUCCUCGUAUAUCCAGUCCUCAAACCUCAAAUGCCCCAAAACGUACAAACCUUCAAUCUGGGUUAGAAAUAACCAGCGUCUAUACCGUACCACCAUGUCCUGACGCUAUUCCAAUAUCCCUGAUGAAGCCAACAGUACGAAAGCACGAGAUAAUAGCAAAGGGAACUAAUUUAAAUGAGAUCUGUGCAAAAAUUGGUGAGAGUUCCAAAGAAAAAAUAAAAGCCGCUACACGCUCAAAGCCGGAGAUACCAAAUCUUUUAAAAAUAACGAAAAAACCUACGGUAGAUUCCACAAAAUGUAUUCCCAACAUACCAAACGUCCCCGUGUUCACUUCUGGCAGCUCCAUUAACUCUGCAGAUGAUAAAUCAAACGCCUGCACGAGCAAAGAAACGUCAGCCAUUAGCGCCACAACUGUCACGUGUCAGUCGACCUCAGGUUCAAUGCCAGCGCAGAAGGUCUCUUCUGUUAAAAAACAAUCGCAGUCCGUGGGUUACAAGACUCUCAGGGAUCCGCCAAAGUCCUGGAAUCCGACUCUGUCAAAGAAUAAUUACAUAGCUGCAAGAAAUCAGGCUAAAGAAAUGCAGAACCAAACUCAAGGUGCGUCCGUUUCCGAAAGCAACAGUGCUAAGCCUAUAGUUUCAAAGCCAGCAAAGAUUUUCAAAAUGCGCAAUGUGCCCAGAUAUUUGGGGAACCCUGCAUCGGGGGUAAAACCAAUGUACGGAGUAUCGAAUGAGAGCAAAGACAAAGAUCAACUGACACAGAAUACUCAGAAGAAUACUGUUCUUAGCAUGAUGCCCAUUGAUCCAAAAACUUUGUCACCUAUAGUUUCUACCGCUAAUUCACUCAUAGUCUCCCCACCUCCUUAUUCUCCUAAUGCAAGAACCUAUCAGAAUACACAAUUUUCAAGAGAAAUGUGCCGUACCCCCAGCUCUCCAAUCUCACCGAGAAACUCACCCAUUAAUAUGUUAUCCACAAAUCCUUUCAUACCUUCUCCAACAUUGACUACCAAUCCUAGAUUAAUAUACUCGCAUUUUCCACCUCCCUUUCCCGAUACAAGCCGCUUUCCUAAUCCGCUAAUUCGUUCCCCGAUUGGAAUUCCCUCUCACAGUGCCUUUCAUAGUAGUCUACCGCCAUCGAUUAAUCAAUUAUAUCAACGAUCCAAUUACCUUGCCCAAUCAAGUGGGUACACAACGCCUCCGCCACCCCCGACAAUCCAGAAAAUCUUACCCAGCAUGCAUUCUUCUCCAAAGUCCCCAAAAUCCACUACCCACAACACCAGCCCCAUGUUUGCUUUGGGAAAAACAGAACCACAACUUUCAACAAGGGUGGAAAAUAUCGCUUUACACUUAGCCAAGAAUGCUGCGCAACAGGAGCUUAAUACUUUCAAUUUAUCAAAGACGAGUAGCCCACCGUCAACCAAUUUCCAAAAUUUAUUAACAACCACCACGGUGACCCUAUCCACCUCUGGCUAUACUUCGACGGAAUCUUCUGAGAAGGUGGCUGAUCAAACAACGGCAAGGCCAAAACCACAGCUGGAGAUAAAAAUACCCGAAACAGAUGUCUCCAAACAAAAGUCCAAGCAACCGGAGACCGUCGAUCUUAAAAAUGAAAAGUCUGAUGAACCUUUAUCCCCAAAGUCCGACGUUCCUGAUAAUAAACCAGACUCGAAGGAACAAAAAGAUAUUGAGAAAAAAGAGAAGACACCAACCAAGGUCAACGGUGAAGUAGCUACCGAAAAUACAGGAGAAACUGAGAAGAAAACUUCACCAAAAAGUAUAGAGGUAAGCCCAGUUUCUUCUGAGAAAGAACCAAUUUCAAAAAAACAGGAUAAAAUCGAAAAAUCUUUAGAUAUAAGCAAUGAAAAGAUCGUACCAAAUGAAACUCAAGGUGAAGUUGGCAUUUGUGAAACAUCCGACCAGACUCAAGGAAAAAAAUCCGAUGUAGAAAGAAAUAAACCAGAGUCGUAAUUAAGAGAUUUUAAUGAAAAUUUUAUAAAUCGAUACAGUCAUAAACUUGAUGAUUUUGUCGAUUUCGUACUAAGUGGCAUUCUGUAUAUUACUGUAAAUAGUCAACGAAGAUAUUGUUAUUUACUAUUAUGUGUUGAGCACAGACCUUACAAAAAUAAGUUUGUUUUUAGCAAACAUGAUUUUAAACUAUAAGAUAUUGUUAUAUUAUUUUACCAGAAGUUACAGUUUUCUCCUACAAUCUGAUUCCACGCAUCACUUUUAUCAUUAUUAUUAUUAAUAUUAUUAUUGUCAUUUAUUUUUUGCAUUCACCGAUAUUAAAUUCUGCAGAUCCAAUACAUUUUUUUCCCCCUUUUAUCUCAGCGUCUAAUCCAAACUAAGAGUCAAGAGGCUCGUGGAGUUUCAGACCAAGUAAGAUGACCUUCCAUCGACACUGAAUUUAUUAAUUAUUUUCUUUUUUUGAAUUCCCUUGCAUGAGGUCAGUUGUACUUUGAUACAAAUCCUCUAAUUUUUCCCAUUUUUAACCCAAGCCUUUGAAUCUAAUGUGGAAUAUUUAAUCACAAUUCACUAAGCUAGCCUAUGCAAUUAGAGAAAAUAAAUUAUACACACAUAUUUGUAUGUAUUCAUGAACCAAUCUAAUUAGUUGUGAAAAAAGUGGAAAAAAAAGAAAAAAACAUGAGCAACAUUAGAUUAUUUUUUAUUUAUAAAAAAAAAAAAAAAAAAAAAAUAAAAAAAAAAAAUAGUAUAUUAUCGCUUGCUCGCUAAUCGAUAACACAAUUAUUAUAUAAUUAACAAAAUUAUUAUUAUUAUUAUUUUAAUUAUUAUUACUAUUAUAAAUAUCGACAUCAUCAUCAUCAUCAUCAUCAUCAUCAUCAUCAUCAUAAUCAUAGAAUUUUAAUUUUAAUAUGUAAUUGAACCUGUAGAAGUAACGCAGAUGGUUACGGACUAAAUGUUAAUGUGUUACAUAAUAACUAAUUAAUCAUUAAAUUAAUAUAAUGUUAUUUAAAAGAAUGCAUUUUUACGUUGUUAAUUAACAAAUUUAUAUAAUAGAACGCGGGCUUGAAUAUUUUUAAACACUUUGAUUACUAUGAUUGGGCUUGAUUAUGCUCUACGAUUGAAUAUAACUCUGCUCUUUUAAAAUCAUCGCUGGGACUAAAGCUGUCUCUUUGAAAAUAAAAGGAAGAAAAAAAAAACAAGUACUUAUAAAAUAUCAGAUGUGAGAGGGCAGGAAGAAAAAUUUUACGAUGGAGUCUAAGAAGUAUCAGGGACAGAAGAAUAUAUCUGAUGAAUAAAUAAUGUGAGCGUUGUGCUGAGAAAUAAUUCAAACUAUGAUUAAUAUAAAUUAGUUCGUUAUGAUGGUGUACAUAGACCAGAGUAGAGGGGAUAAAAGAACAAAAAACAAAAUAAUGAACAGAUGUGAAAAUUAAAAUUAUUUAGAUACAAUAAGGUUUACGCAAAGAAAAUAUACCUACGAUAUAUAAGAAAAUUUUAUGAAAAAUUACAUAGUCUUAGCAUACUUUUAUACGAUCAUUAUUAAAAUACUAAAUUUUCGGUUGGAUAUCAAUAAUAUAGGAUAAAAUAUGACUAUCUUUAAAAUUUCAUUCAGUCAAAAGGAGAAAAGAAGGUAGCUAUCAGUCCUAUUUUCUAAAAGCUAUAUGCUUCAGGUUGUUGAUAAUCUCCUUUUAAAAGAGCAACAGCUUGUGACUAUUAUAAAUGUGCAAUUAUAAAAUGUCAAAGAUUCAUUAAUCGAUUGAACCGAUUAGUCACUCGUGAUGUUUUCUUUGUACUCGACUAAUUUAUAUGCAAAAAAAAAAAACAUCCAGUUUGUUAAAUAUUUCUGUCAUUAUUUUACAGAAAAAAUUAUGACAUUUUCUUCCUUAAUUUUAACACCCAACUUUUUCACGGAGAUAGAACAGUCUGAAUAUCAUAUGAAAUUAUAUAAAUAAUCUAUAAUUAAUUUUUAAUCAAAAUUAUGCGUUGGUAGAAAAUAUGUUAUCAGAUUUCAUGCAGCAAUGCAAUCCGAUAAAUGAAUUUGCUGCUUCUUUCUUUUUUUCUGACUCUAGUAAAAAAGAUUUCAACGAUACUGAAAAAAAAUGCUUUUGUAGUAAGAAUUAUCUGAAAUAUUUUUUCGGGCAAUAUUUAUAUCUCUAUUAAUAUCUAGUUCUUCAAAACUUUAGAUACAAGUGCCUAGGCAGCGAAUAGAUGCGACGUCUUUUACAUUUUUAAAAUUCCCCCAACCCUUCACUUCGCCUCUUCAGCCUUAGUUUGUUGUUUAAAAAACUAAGAUUUUUCUUUCUAUCUUAAUCUAUAAAUCCUCAGUAUACGAACACUCAGCUAAUAUUAUUAUUAUUAAUAUCUUCUUUCUUUUAAUUCUUUUCUUUCAUCGAUAACAAUUUUUUUGAGGUAACGGUUCCCUGGUUCUAUUAAAACCUACACUUGUUUAACGAAUAAUAAUUUUAAAUAAUAGAUCGAAUAAGAUUUAAUUUAACUAAAAAGAAAAUAAUAAGAAGAAGAAAACGAAAAAAAAAUUAUAAUCACUAAAUAUUUUUAUUUAUUUACAAAUUACCUUGAAACACAUUAUAUAGGUAAAGGUAUAGGUAUAUACGGAAUAAAUAUUUGAUACAUAGUGUGUGAAAAUUUUUUCUAGUUACGGAUUAGGUACGUUUGAUCGAACAAUCCUUCGAAUCCUUGAAUUUACGUUUUUAACAUCACAUUUUUGAAAACUAAAAUAGUUCGGUAUUUUUAUCUUCCGUUCGUCAAUGAAGAUAUUUAGUUGAAAUAAUGUCACAGUUUUUAUGACCGUACUUUCUAAGAUUAUAAUUUUCUUUUUUUCCCUUGUUUUUUUUUAUUCUUCACACUUUUCCUCUAGAACAAGUAUUAUUAUAUUUAGUUUUCAUAAAAUAGUAAUAUAUUCCUUGUGGUUGAUGAGAAAUGAUUUAGUUAUGAUAAAAUUAAACUUUGAAAUAAACUUUCUUUUUUGUUCAAAUCUCUGUAACUUAAAAAAAGGAAUGUUCUAAAAAUAUUCAAGCUUAUGGUUGAUUUAAUAAAAGAGAAAAAAAAAUGUACGAGGCCUUACCGUAUUUUAUCUCAUAUGAGUAUAUGUUAUAUAUGCAUAUGUAAUAUGGAUAUGUAUAGAAUCAUUGAAGUAUAACAAAUAACACUGUGAUUGUUACUCGUUUAUGCACAGAGACAGACAUGAAUUAAUGUUUUAUUUAAAUAAUAAUAAUAAUAAUAAUAAUAAUAAUAAUAAUAAUAAUAAUGAAGAUAAUAAUUCAAUAUGAUCACGUAAAAUCAUUAAAAUUAAAAAAUAUUGAAGUUGUAUAGAGAAUAAGUGAGUUUCUAUAAACAUAUAUUAGGAUAAAUUUCAUUGUCGCUAAAUUAUAUAAAAUUACUAUAAAUUUUUCUGGCGGUUUCUAUAAUGACUAUAUCGUUGAAGAGAAAUUUUUCGAGAAGCUUAACGAAUAUGAGACCAAGAUAGUAAUGGUAAUAAAAUCGAAGAAAGAGAAGAAAAAACAA
This is a messenger RNA of Athalia rosae (coleseed sawfly), 7945 nucleotides long. RefSeq names its product mucin-5AC-like. Gene Ontology annotation, cellular component: PRC1 complex. The record is from RefSeq and is a predicted model, not a curated record. Lineage: Eukaryota; Metazoa; Arthropoda; Insecta; Hymenoptera; Athaliidae. Gene Ontology annotation, molecular function: promoter-specific chromatin binding. Gene Ontology annotation, biological process: negative regulation of transcription by RNA polymerase II. Bases 209 to 4432 code for a protein of 1407 amino acids. The transcript is spliced from 5 exons.